CACCCUCCGUCGCCGGGCUGCGCCGCCGUCGCCGGGACGCGCUGCCGAGCUCCUCGCCGCCUCCAUCCCCGCGGCCUCCGCUCCCCUCUCCGUCCGCACACGCACCAUGACGAAGAAUGAGAAAAAGUCCUUCAACCAGACCUUGGCCGAGUGGAAGCUCUUCCUCUACAACCCGACCACCGGACAGUUCCUGGGGCGCACGGCCAAGAGCUGGGGUUUGAUCUUGCUCUUCUACCUAGUUUUCUAUGGGUUCUUGGCUGCACUCUUCACAUUCACAAUGUGGGCUAUGCUUCAGACUCUGAAUGAUGAGGUUCCAAAAUAUCGUGACCAGAUUCCCAGUCCAGGACUGAUGGUUUUUCCAAAACCACGGACUGCACUGGAAUAUACAUUUAGUGAGUCUGACCUAAAUUCCUAUCUAAGGUACAUUGAAGACCUUCAUUACUUUUUGCAGCCAUAUUCUUUAGAAGAACAGAAGAAUCUCACAAACUGUCCUGAUGGAGCACUAUUUGAACAGAAGGGUCCAGUUUAUGUUGCAUGUCAGUUUCCUGUUUUCUUGCUUCAAGAAUGUAGUGGUAUGAAUGAUCCUGAAUUUGGCUAUUCCAAAGGACAACCUUGUAUUCUUGUGAAAAUGAACAGAAUAAUCGGAUUAAAGCCUGAAGGAAAUCCAAUGAUAGAUUGUUCGUCAAAGGAUCAAAGCAUAGCAAAUGUAUCAACUUAUCCUAAUAAUGGAAUUAUAGAUUUAAAGUAUUUUCCAUAUUAUGGGAAAAAACUACACGUCGGGUAUCGACAACCCUUAGUUGCUGUCCAGGUCAUGUUUGGAACUAACAGUACCAAGAGAGAAGUAACAGUUGAGUGCAAAAUUGAAGGAACAAGCAACCUGAAAAACCAGGAUGAUCGUGACAAGUUUUUAGGACGAGUUGUGUUCAAAAUCACAGUGCGUGCCUAGUCCGAGUGGGAUGUCUCCACAGAAUAAAUGUUGUAUUGUCUGUCUGCAUUUGUGUCAGCUGGACCUGCCAUUCUAGGAGGAAGUGGUGUGGUACACGACACUGGGCGACAUCGUAACGUGCUUCCAGAUCAGUGUCCAGUGUCCUCUGAAGUAACUGCCUGUUGCCUCUGCUGCCCUUUGAACCAUUGGACAGUUGCCAGAUAGGGACCAGUGAACACCCGAUUCUAACACGAGAAUGGGGGGGUCUCGUCCUGUUUAUGUGGUGUAAUCGCCAAGUGUCUUAAGCUUCAUGUGCUGUGUUGUGUAAAUAUUUUAUGGAUUUAACACUGGUAACUGUCAUAUUUUGAUGCCAACAAAGUCAAAAGGAUAAGAUGGUACCUUGCCAACAUCAAGUGACUAUAGCUGCAAGAAAUGUGUGUGGAGUUCUAUGUGAGGAAGGAAAAACAAUAAGAAAAUAAAAGUGGAUCUGAAAGUA
Jaculus jaculus (lesser Egyptian jerboa) is the source of this 1421-nucleotide messenger RNA. RefSeq names its product ATPase Na+/K+ transporting subunit beta 3 (gene Atp1b3). Lineage: Eukaryota; Metazoa; Chordata; Mammalia; Rodentia; Dipodidae. Gene Ontology annotation, cellular component: sodium:potassium-exchanging ATPase complex. The transcript has 7 exons. Bases 107 to 946 code for a protein of 279 amino acids. Gene Ontology annotation, molecular function: ATPase activator activity. The record is from RefSeq and is a predicted model, not a curated record. Gene Ontology annotation, biological process: potassium ion import across plasma membrane; sodium ion export across plasma membrane; intracellular sodium ion homeostasis.